AUGAUAACCACCAAGAUAGUGUACUGUAUUUGCGAGAGACUGCUCAAGUUAUGUGGCUGCCAUCAAACCGCCGACCAAGAUUUCCGCAUACGGAACCGUCCAUUCUACAAGAAUUUCUUAGCCUACAAACUGAAAAAGAACAAACCUCCCGAUCCUACAACUCCAGAAGAAAUUUCAGCAGUGCAUGCGACAACACUGCCUAUGGUGGAAUGGCGAGACCCAGUGGAGGAGGAUGUAGAAAGAAGCCUGGAGUCACUUAGUAGGAUCACAGGCUCUUCCAUUGGCGGAAGCAUACCCGCCGUAGAUAUACAUAAGGCAUUCAUUUUGGAUCAUCAAAGUCUUCCAGACGAUAAACAGAAACACCUUAAGCAGCUACGUAAUGAGAUUAAUCAGAGGCGAGAAGCUAUGGAUAAAAUUUAUGAUGAGGAAGAUCCCAUGGUGCUAUCUGGACUUCUUCUUGAAUGGUUGGACGGCCUGAAGCAACCGGUUCUUAAUCGGGAAGAUCUCUCCCUAAUAGUCGCGCGUGCGAAUAACACGGAACAUUGCAUGAUGGCAUUGCAAAUGGAGGACAUCUUACUUAUAGAAUACCUACUACGCUUUAUUAUACGCCUUCGACCGUUAGCAGCCAACAAAAAGAUCGAUAUAAUAAAACGCCUGCUUGCUUCCCUCACUCAUCAGACUAUUUUAAUUGGCGGAACAUGUCUCCCCAGUGGCAGAGACUUCCCAAGACUGCGAGAUGGGACAUGCAGUCAAGUUAUUAACUUCCUGCUGAGAAUGAUCGUAGAAAUACAAAAGGAUAUCUUGAAACCUGGAAGAGAUGAUACAGAUGUUGUCAUUCCACCACGAAGGUUAAGAAUAAAGGCUUGGAAAUAA
Messenger RNA from Parnassius apollo (apollo), 873 nucleotides. The record is from the annotation of a GenBank genome assembly. Lineage: Eukaryota; Metazoa; Arthropoda; Insecta; Lepidoptera; Papilionidae.